Stegostoma tigrinum is the source of this 2897-nucleotide messenger RNA. It is a transcript of the gene slc6a4b, whose product is annotated as solute carrier family 6 member 4b. The record is from RefSeq and is a predicted model, not a curated record. Gene Ontology annotation, cellular component: neuron projection; membrane. NCBI's taxonomy places the organism in Eukaryota, Metazoa, Chordata, Chondrichthyes, Orectolobiformes, Stegostomatidae. Gene Ontology annotation, biological process: sodium ion transmembrane transport; serotonin uptake. The transcript is spliced from 14 exons. Bases 696 to 2360 code for a protein of 554 amino acids. Gene Ontology annotation, molecular function: serotonin binding; serotonin:sodium:chloride symporter activity.
GGUCUUCGUCCAUGGUACCGCGGUGCAGAUGCCGGAUGUCCCGGUCUCAUCGCUCAGUGCGUGGUAGCGAAGAGAAUCACCGUUUACAUUCUCACUGGAAACAGGAGAUUGGUAAAGAAACACCGCCGAACCCACGCCAGCUCCAGGUCGAACAGAGACACCACAGCGCCGGAUAGCGGCCGUAUUCAACAGCACAGCGCCAAGAUUCAGCGAAGGGACUCAGCACCGCAGCGCCGGACAGAGACAGGAUGAGCAGAGAAACGCUGCAAUAAGCAUUAGGUUCAGCACCACAGGGGUGGACAGCGCCAGAACUGAUCAGCUGGGUUCUCAUUCAUCGCGCGUCAUAAUUCUCAGGGUUUAGCACCUCCACACUGAGAGCAUUGGAAUCCAGCGCCAUGUGCAGAACUAAUUAGCACAAUAAGACGACACGAGCACUGUUGAAGUCAAAUUCAUGUUCACAGCAGUGAAAGAAAUGGACUCCAGCAACAACGUGUAUGACAUUAACUCCAGUAAACAGAAGAAUGCUGGAGAAACACAGCCAGUCUGACAGUAUCUGUGGAGUCACUGUAUCAAUUCCAACAUGAAUCUUCAGCUGAAAUGUAAGCAGAGGGUGAAAACUGGUAAAGGUCUGAACAAUUGUGGAAUAUUGUGAGGAAUGUGGGAGAAUCGAGUGAGAAUUCAGAGAGUGUGAAGUAAUGCAUCUUGGGAGGACAAGCAAGAAGUGCAGUUAUAUAUUGAAUGGAAAAAGGUUGAAGUGUGAAAACCAACAAAUAUGCAAUUCUCCAAAGACACAGAUGGAGGAAGGUGCUUUUCUCAUCCCCUACACAUUAAUGGCAAUGUUUGGGGGAAUUCCUCUGUUCUACAUGGAGCUGGCCUUGGGACAAUACCAGAGGACUGGCGUCAUUCCAGUUUGGAAGAGGAUAUGUCCAAUAUUUAAAGGGAUUGGAUACGCAAUCUGUAUCAUAUCAUUAUAUGUUGCUUUUUACUACAAUACCAUCAUAUCCUGGGCUCUCUACUACUUCUACUGUUCAUUUACGGCCACUUUGCCCUGGACCAACUGUGACAAUCCUUGGAACACACCCAACUGCACCAACUACUUUGGCAAGAAUAAUGUCACUUGGAAUAACUUCUCCAGAUCUCCAGCUGAAGAGUUUUUUAUACGAAAUGUUCUGGAGAUUCAUAAAUCCAAGGGGCUGCAUUAUGUGGGUGUGAUCCGUUGGCAACUUCUUUUAUGUCUCUUUGUCAUAUUUACCAUCGUUUACUUUAGCCUCUGGAAGGGAGUCAAAACAUCUGGCAAGAUAGUCUGGGUAACUGCCACACUGCCAUAUCUGGUGCUUUUCAUCCUUUUGGUCAGAGGAGCCACUUUACCUGGGGCAUGGCGAGGUGUGGUCUUUUAUCUUAAACCAAAUUUUAAGAAGUUAUUGGACACAGAUGUGUGGGUGGAUGCAGCUACACAGAUUUUCUUCUCUAUGGGUCCUGGAUUUGGAGUGAUCAUGGCUUUAGCGAGUUACAACCAAUUCAAUAAUAAUUGUUACCGAGAUGCAAUUGUCACUAGUUUAGUGAACUGCCUGACUAGUCUCUUGUCAGGCUUUGUAAUUUUCACGGUACUGGGAUACAUGGCUGAGAUGCGCAACGUUGAUGUGGAGGAAGUGGCAAAAGACAAAGGUUCAGGUCUCCUGUUUAUAACUUAUCCUGAGGCCAUUGCUAACAUGGAUGGCUCCCCAUUCUGGGCAAUCCUCUUUUUUCUCAUGGUGAUAACUCUAGGCCUGGAUAGUACAUACGGAGGCCUGGAAUCUAUCAUUACAGCUGUGAUAGACGAAUAUCCUCACCUGUUUGCUAAAAGGAGGGAACUGUUUGUGCUGGGAUUGGUUGUUGUGUGUUUUAUGGGCUCUCUCAGCACUCUUACAAAUGGAGGGGCAUACGUUGUCAAACUGAUGGAAGACUUUGGAUCAGGUUCCUGUCUUAUUGCUGUAGUUUUAUUAGAAUCCAUUGCGGUGUCUUGGUUUUAUGGUGUCCAGCGAUUCUGCAGUGAUAUUCAGACAAUGUUGGGUCUCUCACCAGGACUGUUUUGGAGGGUUUGCUGGGUGGGGAUCAGUCCUGCCUUUCUAGCUUUUAUAACAGUGAGCUCGCUUGUCUAUCAGCCCCCACUCAGUCUAUUUGGUUACAAUUAUCCAGACUGGAGUAUGACAGUCGGAUACCUGAUUGGAGCUUCAUCCUUCAUCUGGAUUCCAGUAUACAUGGUAUAUAAAUUAGUAUGGACGCCUGGAUCUCUUAAGCAGCGUCUGGCAGUCUGCAUUCGUCCUGAGAAGACAAUCAGAGACCCGAAGCCUGAUUCAUUCUGCAUGAAUACUAUCCCUUAAUUCUUUGUACAUAGUACAUGCAGAAACUUUACUUUGGGAUUGAUAUGGAUUUUAAAAAAAAAAUCACGGAAGGAUUUGUGUGAGGUGGGAAGUGGAAAAGCAGUUGACACUGCAUUCAACGUUUCAGCUUCAGCAAGAACAGCAAUAUGAACAGUAAUAAGGAAUUUUUCAGAAGCUUCGACAAGGAGCUUAUUGUUAACAUAUAGAUAAAAAGACCUUUCAUUUUGUACCUUUUGUAAUUUUGUGGGUGAAAAAACAAUGCAAGAAAAUUGUUGUUACAAAACGUCUAAUAAUGUUUUACUAACUUAUCAGUACCUACCACUGAAAAAGUCUGACUUGCCAACCAUGUAGACCAAAUGUUUGAGAUUUGCAUUACUUACAGUUACAAGAACUUAUACUCAAAGAACAGCUUUUACACAUUAAACCUUGCUCUUUGUCCUGAAUUAGUUUACAGUCCUUUAUCCUAGUGCAAGAGAGCUAGAUUGUUCACUUACUCAAUUGUUUGCCCAAUCUUAAAUUAAUCAGUAAGCAAUCCCA